GUUGCCGCCGCCGCCACCGCCGGGAUCGGGACAUCGCCAGCGGAGCUUCCUUGGCUGAGGCGGCCCAGGCGGAGGAAGCAGAGGCGCCUCCGGGGCCCCGGCGGCCCCGGCCAUGAUCUCCUGGAUCCUGUACCGCGUCGUGGUGCUGGUGCUUGGGAUGCUCUACCCUGCCUAUGCUUCCUACAAGGCUGUGAAAACGAAAAAUAUCCGGGAAUAUGUCCGUUGGAUGAUGUACUGGAUUGUGUUUGCCCUCUUCAUGGUCACAGAGGCCCUCUCAGAUAUUUUCAUUUCCUGGUUCCCCUUCUACUAUGAGAUCAAAAUGGGAUUUGUCAUGUGGCUGUUGUCUCCAUAUACAAGGGGGGCUGGCUGGCUGUACCGCAAAUUUGUACAUCCCACAUUAUCCCACAAAGAAAAGGAAAUUGAUCUGCUCAUCCUUCAGGCCCAGGAGCGUGGCUACGAGACACUCCUGAGCUUUGGGAAGAAGAGCCUCAAUGUUGCAGCCACAGCUGCUGCCCAAGCUGCAGCAAAAAGUCAAGGGGCCCUGGCCGGGCAUUUGCGUAGCUUCAGCAUGCAGGACCUGCGUUCCAUCCCAGACACGGCUCCUGUGCAUUACUCUGAUCCCCUGUACCUGGAGGAACAGGAGCUCCGCCGGAGGCCAAUAGGACACAGGGCAUCUCCUCAACAGCUGGGCUCUGACAGCAAUGAAGAGGACUGCUGGUCAGACUCUGAGCUCUCUGCUGGCGUAAGGGCCCACAGCAAGAAGCCAUUGCUUUCCAAGCCAUUGGCCAGGUCCCAGAGCCUCCGCAUGGUGAAGAAGAAGUCGCCUACCAAAGAGGGCUCGGCUCGGGUCCCGCGAAGUCGCCCCAGGAAGAAGGUGGCCGAUCCGAUCUGUUAGGCUUGUCCGCAGGGAAGCCUUGGUUGCAAAUGCUGGCACUAGGCACUUGGGACAGCAAUGACUGCGGUGCUUCACAGCUUGGUUGUGGAGGGAGAUGGGUUUGAAACAUACCACGUCCUGGCAAUGAGAAGCCUUGUGUAUGUACCCUACAGCUACCACCCACACUGCAAGCCGUCUCUCAGGGCACCCUCCCCUCCUGGUCUCAAAGUGGUGCCUUGAUUUUGACUGGUGGCCACCUUCCUCUGUACUUGUUGCCUGCCAAAUAACCUGCCCACAUGAUGUGCCUACAGGAAGGGGAGGUAUCUCUCUCUUUCCCUUUUGCUACACAUGCCUUUUUUGACACAAGAAUACUGUGCCAUAAGCAGACUUGCCUUUUUAAAUGCCGGGGUAGAAGAGCUGUUUGUUGGGGGAGUAUUGGACUCAAGAAUCUGGGUACCGUAUUUCUUGUCUGGACGCUUGGCUGCUUUGAAGAUGGGUGCCCCAAAGUGAGCUUAGUGCACUUCUACAGCACUCGCACUUCUGACUGGGGUGCAGUGGUCAGAUACCAAAGAAGGAAGCAGCCUCUCUCAUGAUGGCACUUCUCCCACUUUCCUUGUAGCUGCUUACAUCUCAGGUUUCUUCCCCCCUCUCCACCACCAGUGAAAACACUGACAUGUCUACUUGAACACUAUCACUGGCUAGGUCCUUGACCUAAGUGCAUUUGUAAGUUUUGUAUAUUCUUAAAUAAAUGCAUUUUUAUGAGA
Molecule: messenger RNA, 1638 nt
Organism: Lacerta agilis (Sand lizard)
Lineage: Eukaryota; Metazoa; Chordata; Lepidosauria; Squamata; Lacertidae
Gene: REEP4
Product: receptor accessory protein 4
Exons: 8
Coding region: 113-895 (260 amino acids)
Biological process (GO): endoplasmic reticulum tubular network organization
Cellular component (GO): endoplasmic reticulum tubular network; cytoplasmic microtubule; endoplasmic reticulum membrane
Molecular function (GO): microtubule binding
Source: RefSeq, a predicted model, not a curated record